Molecule: messenger RNA, 913 nt
Organism: Bolinopsis microptera
Lineage: Eukaryota; Metazoa; Ctenophora; Tentaculata; Lobata; Bolinopsidae
Exons: 2
Coding region: 82-864 (260 amino acids)
Source: RefSeq, a predicted model, not a curated record
AAAGCUAACACUCUCUUCAAAAUACUGGCGGUCAGUGAUUUCUUCACCACGUUAUUCACCCCGCUGACCUACACUGUGAUUAUGUUGGAUAAGAAACUCUACGCCAGUUCUAAUCCAGCUCUGAGACAGGCGAGACCAUUCUGCUGUAUAUUUGGGUGUAUAUCUCAGGUGACAACAUGUCUAAUAGCCUUAACGAGGAUGGUUCAAAUAAUCUUCCCUUUUCUCUACUUCCGACAAAAAGUAGUCCUCAUCUACCUUUCAAUCUACACCACGUACAUGGUCAUCAACAACACCACAUACUACGUAGCUCUCGAGUUUUACACCCAUCUCAGGACCGUCCAGAAGAUUGGACUGGACAUGUGCAUCUGGCCAAACUUCGUGCACUGUCUGAUUGGAAUGACAGCAUCAACCACCACUGUCAUCUACCUGCUGCACAAGAAACGGAGUCCAGGCGACUGUAAACCACAGCGGAAUAUGCGGGGUUGUGUCACUAUUCUCAUGAUGAAUGUUCCUUACUUUGUAACAGUGGUAACGAUCCUGAAUGUGAAGUUGCUGCUUCCCUCCCAAGUCAGCUUCAGGGAGAUCCUGUUUGCUUGGCUACCCUUCUGCACCUCCGGUCUCAAUCCUAUCAUGAUACUGAUAAGAAUGAAACAAGCCCGGUCCGCGGUCAAAGCCAAAGUAAUGACCAUUAUAGGAAGAAGUGUUGAUAUAGCCACGAUCACAUCAACCGAUCAACUGGCGGUUGGAUUCGUGGUCAAUAUGCAACACCAAGAUUUGGAAAAAUCAAAACACGGCCGAGAUGGAGACAAAUUUACUGAAGUUGUGCCAAUGGCUUAUAUUAAAAAUGAGUUUACCAAAGAGUAAAGCUCAGAUGAUAUUGAUACCUUCGGGCAUAUAUUUUUCCUACCAAUUA